Messenger RNA from Mesorhabditis spiculigera, 558 nucleotides. The record is from the annotation of a GenBank genome assembly. NCBI's taxonomy places the organism in Eukaryota, Metazoa, Nematoda, Chromadorea, Rhabditida, Rhabditidae.
AUGAGCUCCGCCCAAACAUCGCCUAUAACUCCCACGACCGGCACGCUGGCCCCGCACGACGAUGUCACUCUUCCAUUUGAUGCGCACUUCGCGUUUCUCACUACGGAACCGCUGUGCAGUCUCAACAAUACCGCCGCUACCGAAAGUCUGGCUAUCCUACAGAACGGUCUUUGUGACGGCAAACAAUUGAAGAUAGAGUUCGAGCUGAUAACGGACUGUUUCCUGUAUGGCGAACGUUUGUUUGGAGGUGCGAUGGAGGAACAGCUUGUCCAGAUGCCGUGCAGAGCCGCUAUUCAGCAUUACAACGUUUAUAUCAAUGCUGUCGCCGGAAUGUGUUCUUACCCGGAAAAGGCCCGUAUUUCCGCAGGGCAUGGCUUGUACAUACAGGCAAAAUACUGGACGGCUAGGCGCAGGGGCACCGAGUUGGAGAGUUGCUAUCAGAAGCUGGCCAACGACGUCGCCAAGCUGUAUGGGAUUGUCGAGCCUCAACAGCGCUCUACUUGGCCUGAACCUCAGAACACGACACCGAGGACCAAGACCACGACGCCGAGCGGCAUC